GAUGUUCAGAGGAAAGGAUGUUCAUAUCUCCUCCUCUGCGGUCGCGAUGAAGUGCCUGAUUCUCCUUUCCGUCAUCGGACUAGCUGCGGCUGGCUUACUCCAGGGAUACAACUUGCCAGGGCCAGGAAGCGGAGGCUUCACCCAUGGUCAUUCGGGAUCAUUCAGUCAGGGGACAUCCUUUGGUCAAGGAAGUACAUCCUUUGGACAGGGAAUUUCGUCGGGAAGUACUUCCUUUGGACAGGGAAUUUCCUUUGGAACUUCAUCUGGAACGACCUUCGGCCACGGAACUUCUUCGGGAGUAAACUUCGGAAUAAACCAGGGUUCUUGCGGAGGUGGACAGGUGCGCCACGUGGAUGGGAGGUGUGUGACGCCUCGUGUGAACCGUCGCGUCUUUCUCUACGACGUUCCUUCCAACGUGCAGACAAGCGGCCCUGUCAACAUCCCCGAACCUCGCGUCGAGACUAACGUCCUCUUGAUCCGCACACCCGAAGGAGGCCUCGGGCCGCAACCCGUGGUCAUUCCUCCGCCCAGACAGCAGCACGUGGUGUACGUUCUCAACAAGCAGAGCAGCCAAGACCAGCGGGUGAUCGAGGUACCCUCUUCUGGCCCUUCAACCCCUGAGGUUUACUUCGUCAACUACGCGGACGGAGAGAACCCAACCCUUCCGAGCGGGGUGGACCUCCAAACUGCCCUUCAGUCAGCAAGCCAAGGCACAGGUCAAGACGUCGGCUCAGCGAUCUCGUCAGGCCAGUCCAGCUCCUUCAGCAGCAGUCAGUCCUUCGACUCGGGAACUCAAGUGUUUGAUUCAGGCUCAUCCUUUGUGAGCCAGCCCUCUGGUUUGUACACACAACCCUAGGUGGAUCCCACUGUUUUUUAUUCGCAGUGGUAAACUGUGUGCACACACACAGAUUUAUAUAUAUAUAU
This is a messenger RNA of Penaeus vannamei (Pacific white shrimp), 924 nucleotides long. Lineage: Eukaryota; Metazoa; Arthropoda; Malacostraca; Decapoda; Penaeidae. The record is from RefSeq and is a predicted model, not a curated record.